Molecule: messenger RNA, 2400 nt
Organism: Alternaria postmessia
Lineage: Eukaryota; Fungi; Ascomycota; Dothideomycetes; Pleosporales; Pleosporaceae
Exons: 5
Coding region: 1-2400 (799 amino acids)
Biological process (GO): proteolysis
Molecular function (GO): cysteine-type endopeptidase activity
Source: RefSeq, a predicted model, not a curated record
AUGGCAACAAGCAGAUAUACUAAGGUAGCUGCACUUAUAAUUCGUUGGACUGAAGAGCUAGAUUUACAGGCUGAGGGACACACUAACGAGAUUGAUAAACUUAUUAAAGCUUUCGAGCGAUUCAAGUUUGCUGACUUUCAUUGUAAAGUCGUCCGUCUGACGAAUAAGAGAAAGCCUCAAGGGCAGCUCGAGAGAGCCAUCUCCGAGCAUAUCGAUGACCAUGAUGGCUCUCGAAGCCUUCUGAUUGUCUACUACACUGGGCAUGGUAUGGGGUUGGCGGAAGAUAAACUGGGCCUUGCAGCGUUGGGGCUUAUGACGACAGCGACAGAGCUCCAUGAUCCAAUAGCUCGAUGGGAUGAUGCAGAGAGGCCUCUUAUUAAGACCGCCGAUGCUGAUGUGUUGACCAUACUCGAUUGCUGUUAUUCGUCAAACGCAGUAAAGGCAGUAACGAACGAUCCACGAGUGUACGAACUCUUAGCUGCAUGCCCUUUCAACGAGAAAACCUGGGGACCGUCACCAACAUCAUUAACAACAGCACUGACCACAGCUCUUAAUCACCUGCUUGAUAAACAUGGCCAAGAAGGUUUCGCUGUUCGUGCCUUGAUACAGCACAUUCUGAUGAUUCGAAUGAAGCCUGUAGCAAUGUAUUGGGAUCGCCUGGGCACAUAUCAACGCUCGAUCAUCUUGGCCCCAGGUCCCGAUUUUAGUAAACCAAUACACGAUAGCAAACUUGAACUCAAGGAUGUCACCGUAUCGGAAGGAAAAGGAUCUAGAGAUGCGGAAGGAGGUCAGAAGACGAAGACGAACGAACCCCAGGCUGAUGUACAGGGUUCGAGCGAGAGAUCUCGACAAGAUGAUGUGCAUGACAUGAAAGGGGAGGAUUUGCACGAAACUUCUCAAUUAAGCGAAGAACAUUUGAAUCCUGCUGCAUCAAAGAGUGAAGGUGGUCACUUAUACUCUGAAGCUCAUGAACAAGCACAUGAUGCCGAGGCAGACGAUUCACGACAUGAUAGAGAUCGAGGAGGGAUCGCGACCACUGAAACUAGAGAAACUAACACAUCAGGCAGCCUCGUUGCCAGUUUUGGCUCCCCAUUACCUGGUCUAGACGAUGGUGACCUUCAGAGGCGAAGCUGGUUUCAAGACAAAGUAGACACGGUGAUUGGAAAGGCUAAUGGAUAUCUACACGUUGCAGUCUUGAUGAUUCGCUGGCAUGAGAGUAUCGACGACUUCGCGGGACACACCGAAGAGGUUGACCGACUUCAGACAAUAUUCCGCGACCAAUUCAAUUACGAUUGUAGUGUAGUCGAAAUCACUACAUCACGUAAACCUCAAUUGCAAUUCAACCACGCAAUCUCCGAUUUCAUUGUCAACCACGACGGGCCGGACAACCUCUUGAUUAUCUAUUAUACAGGCCACGGGGUCUCGAAAGUCUCACAAGACGAGCCGGCGCAAUUGGUACUCUGCCCAAACCAGCAGUCUGGCAGGACGAGGGAAGGGGCUUUGGAGGUUCGUUGGGAUAUUGCAGAAGCUCUUCUUCUCGAUGAUGAUACUGAAAGCGAUGUCAUAACAAUUCUAGAUUGUUCUUUCGCGAGCACUGCCGCUAUGAAGGCAGAAAAGAAGUCGGCUAGGGCGUACCAGCUGAUUGCAGCUUCAGCCGUCCAGUCACCCGCUCGUGGACCAGGCCGACAAUCAUUCUCAACUUCUCUAGCCAACAGUCUGGAAGAGCUCCUCCAAGAAUCUAAGAGGGAGGGCUUCCCGCUCACAAAGCUGCUCGAAACGAUAAACAUGAAGAGUGAAAGGCACGAGUCGCCUGCUAUGCUCUGGGAUCGCCUUCACACCUUUGGGCAUUCUAUUUAUCUGGCGCCUAUACCCAAAGAGAGAAGGUCGAAGAAUGCUAUCACGUUACGAACUGGAGAGCCAGAGACUGGAGCACUGAUACUCCGUUUUUCCUUGAAGGAUACCACACAUGGCCUUACGCUCAAGCAGAUAGAGGCACUGGCCCGACAACUACCCAAGGCUUGCAUCGACGCCAAUGUACCACUCAGACGAAUCGAAUGGCUCAAAUAUAUAAGCCGUGAGGAUCUGCAUGCGGGAGGCUUUCGAGAAGCCGUAAGGACGACUAUGCUAGCCAGAGCAGUUUGCCGCAAGUGGAGAAGCCACGUAAAAGCUCGCCGACAGCAACGCGACAAGACCAGAGCGCAGACCGAGAACGCGCCAGAGCUGACUGAUAGCAAGAGAAAACGCUCCGAAACACUGCAAUCACCCCUUCCCCCAUCGAAGCAAGCCAGAUACGAAGUAGGAUUUGGAAGCCACCUAAGUACGCCGAGCGCAUCCGACUUAGAAGACGCGUCCGACUCAGAAGACGCGUAUGGAGAGUUCAUACCUGAUAGAAAGAACUAG